Gossypium raimondii (Peruvian cotton) is the source of this 2272-nucleotide messenger RNA. Its product is annotated as histone deacetylase 15. Gene Ontology annotation, biological process: chromatin organization. NCBI's taxonomy places the organism in Eukaryota, Viridiplantae, Streptophyta, Magnoliopsida, Malvales, Malvaceae. Gene Ontology annotation, molecular function: histone deacetylase activity. Bases 244 to 1995 code for a protein of 583 amino acids. Gene Ontology annotation, cellular component: histone deacetylase complex. The transcript has 18 exons. The record is from RefSeq and is a predicted model, not a curated record.
GACUUAUUGAGGACUUUAGUGAAAGAGUUGCUCAUCGAAAAUCCCCAAAUUUUUAAAAAACAAAAAGAAAGAAAAAGAAAACAGCUAUAUUUUAGUCGCUACCUUCUCUCCUCCCUCAAAAACACCGAAUUUACGUUCCGAGACCCUCCACGGGUUGCCCUAGCCAGAUUUCAUUGGCAGAUGAUUCGGGUUUAAAUAAAGGUAUGAUUCUGGCAGAAAUCUCCAUUGAACUCUGAAAACAAUAUGGUUUCUGAAACAGUUCAAGGGAGUUGUGUGACAAAUGGGGGGACUAAGAGCAAUGAAAGCUUUAAAAGGAAACAUUUAGGAUCUGAUGAGCAUGCAUCAGCUUCUCGUCAUGAUAGCUCCGAUGCCAAAGGGGACAUAGGAACAUCUGAGCGAGAUAUUGCUGCCAAUAUAAACGAAGACACACAGGCUGACGAUGCAUCUGUUUGUAUGCAGAAAAAGGUGAGGCUGCCAAAAGAAUUGACUUUUCAGGAUAUGUACAACAAUCAAGAUGCAUUUGAUGAUGAUGAUGAGGAUGACAGUGAUUGGGAGCCUGUACAAAAGCACAUAGAGAUUUUGAAGUGGUUUUGUACCAACUGCACGAUGGUCAACCUUGAUGAUGUUUUCCUCUGUGAUAUUUGUGGGGAACAUAAAGAAUCUGGCAUCCUAAGGCAUGGAUUUUAUGCGUCUCCUUUCUCACCUGAGGUAGAACUUGUUCAGGUUGAAUCAGAAGCCACAGGAAGAGAGAAAGAAAUUUGGUCCGAGGCUUCAGCUUCAAACUGUUCUACGGCAGUUGGUUUUGAUGAAAGAAUGUUGCUGCACUCAGAGGUUGAAAUAAAAUCACAUCCACAUCCAGAAAGACCAGAUCGUCUUCGAGCUAUUGCUGCUAGCCUUUCUGCUGCUGGUAUAUUCCCUGGAAAGUGCUGCUUAAUUCCUGCUAGAGAAAUCACUCUGGAGGAGCUUCAAAUGGUCCAUUCCUCGGAGCAUAUUGAAGUUGUUGAACUUACCCGCCAAAUGUUUUCUAGUUAUUUUACUCCUGACACGUAUGCUAAUGAGCAUUCAGCACAUGCUGCCAGACUUGCUGCUGGUUUAUGUGCAGAUCUUGCUUCAGCAAUAUUUUCUGGACGCGUAAGAAAUGGGUUUGCUCUGGUUCGACCACCUGGCCAUCAUGCUGGUGUCACACAAGCAAUGGGGUUCUGCCUCCACAACAAUGCAGCAGUUGCUGCAUUAGCAGCACAGGCUGCAGGGGCGAAGAAGGUGCUCAUUGUUGAUUGGGAUGUUCAUCAUGGAAAUGGUACACAAGAGAUAUUUGACCAAAAUAAAUCGGUAUUGUACAUAUCCUUACAUAGACAUGAAGGAGGGAAGUUCUACCCUGGUACUGGUUCAGCUUUUGAGGUUGGUACCAAGGGUGCAGAAGGAUAUUGCGUGAAUAUUCCAUGGAGUCGUGGUGGAGUUGGAGAUAAUGAUUACAUUUUUGCAUUUCAACACGUUGUGCUUCCAAUAGCUUCCAAGUUUGCUCCCGACUUUACUAUAAUAUCAGCUGGAUUUGAUGCUGCUCGUGGUGAUCCUUUAGGAUGCUGUGAUGUGACUCCUGCUGGUUAUACACAGAUGACACACAUGUUGAGUACCCUCUCGGGUGGAAAGUUGCUAGUUGUACUUGAGGGCGGCUACAACCUCCGUUCGAUAUCAUCUUCUGCUACUGCAGUGAUUAAGGUACUUUUGGGUGAAAGUUGCGAGUGUGAACCAGAGAACGUCGUUCCUUCUAAAGCCGGCCUGCUUACGGUGUUGGAAGUACUGAAGAUUCAGAUGAAGUACUGGCCAAAUCUAAGUUCAAGCUUCGAAAAACUGCAGUUGCAACGGGCAAUGUAUUCUGUGGAGAAGAAACAAAAACAAGUUAAACGGAGACGGGUGUUCGAGCCACCGUUAUGGUGGAGGUGGGGCAGAAAACAACUAUUGUUUCAUAUCCUUACAGGACAUUUUCAUCUAAAAUGAAAGCAGUGCUCAAAAUUUUGAGACUUUAUCCUCAUUCCAUCCCUUUUUGUCGUGUAACUGUGCAUUAUAGACAAGUUAUAUCACGGACAGGAAAUCUAGAUAAAUAUUUUCGGAUUUAGGGUUUAGUGUUGAAAGACUUUACGGACUUUAUGGAAGUGUUUUAGUGGACUUUAUGGAACAACAUAUGCAACAUAUGUUAUCCUAAGGCUAAAGCUUUUGAGUUGCUAUAUCCAAAUUAAAUGUCGUAAAUGAACAUUUACCCUUUUUUUUCCUACUA